Messenger RNA from Belonocnema kinseyi, 769 nucleotides. RefSeq lists its product as uncharacterized. The coding region runs from base 216 to 695 and encodes 159 amino acids. Lineage: Eukaryota; Metazoa; Arthropoda; Insecta; Hymenoptera; Cynipidae. The transcript has 6 exons. The record is from RefSeq and is a predicted model, not a curated record.
CUCAAACAGUUGAAAGUAAAUUCGGAUUGCAAUAAAUGUGAUAAACGAUAAAUGCUGUUUGCAACAACUAUCAUUUUCAAGGAAAGGAAAGUUUGCUGUUUUGAAGCAAUAUGAAUACGCUUAAGACAAUGAAACUUCAUUUCUUCAACUCCAUGCUGCCAUCUAAAUUUACAGCUUAAGAAUUUCGACAAAAUCAGUUAUCUGUCUCGAGCAAAAUGGAGAUGUAUACUUAUACGUUGUUCUUCACUUUUGUGAUAUUUCUCAAUUAUGUUGAAUCAUUUCCAGUGCUGCCCCGAGAAACCCCAAAAGUUACACGUACUGUUGAAGUAGAAUAUCGGAAAUUAAUGGUUUACGAAAACGUAAUAAUUGGAGUUACCGUUAAUGAAGUGAUGUAUGAAUUUGAGACGCCGUUGCCACGUCGUCGAGAUCCAGUGCUGCAAACGAAACAUCCACCAUCAGACGAUCAAGUAUAUCUUCCUGAUGGUGCUGAAGUGAUUCGUAACCGCCAUGAACCCCCUAUUGGAACAAUUCAAAACAGGCAAAUUCAUAAAAUGGAUACAUCAGAAAUUGAGGAACCUCAGCAUCUUGAUUUAGUUAUGUUCCAUGAAGCUCCUGUUGCAGUAUAUGAUCACGAUCACUGGCGCGCAGCGGUCGAAAUAAAAAGGAUACACCGACCAUUUCAUAUAUUAACAUAAUGAGGAUCUGUUUGCCUAAGGACACAGGCUGAAAUAAAAAAUAAAAUAAAAUUAUGUUAAAUUAAUAUAACGAA